Phytophthora nicotianae INRA-310 is the source of this 1776-nucleotide messenger RNA. RefSeq lists its product as hypothetical. The record is from RefSeq and is a predicted model, not a curated record. Lineage: Eukaryota; Oomycota; Peronosporomycetes; Peronosporales; Peronosporaceae. Bases 309 to 1703 code for a protein of 464 amino acids. Gene Ontology annotation, molecular function: protein-lysine N-methyltransferase activity. Gene Ontology annotation, biological process: peptidyl-lysine monomethylation. The transcript has a single exon.
AGGCAUGUACAUUAGAGGACCUUUGCUUCGGUUUGACGCUUUCAGGGCGAGUCUGAAGUGUGGGAGGUUUGCAGAGAGAGCCGAUCGCCGUGCCCAUUCGCCACGUACUUGACGUUGACUGACAUACAUUCUGCACGUCACACAACGUCUACACAAAUAUCUGGUCAUACUUUGUUCAAGAGAUCCUCACAUCUGAUCCAAAAAGUUGGCAAAAUGCUCGUCGACUGACCACAUGCAGCAACUCUCCCGGGUCGGGGCUGCAGUCUGCGCUGGCCACACGAGAAAAAGCCCCAGAUCACGAGGAAGACAUGGCCCCAGAACACGAUGAAUCUGUGGAGACGCUCAGUGGUGAUGCGUUUGUGGGCUACAACGAGUGGGCGGCUGAGACGCUAAAGGUGCGGAUUGCCACUGAUUUCGUCUACGAGACUCAGGACGGCGCCUGUGCGUCCGAGCGCGGCGUGUUCAUCGCCGAAGACGUGACGCCGCACACGGAGGUGUUCAGUAUCCCGCUGGACUCGGUAUUGUCCGUCAAGAGUCUGCAGGAGAUCUCUGCGUUGCAGAACAUCGCGUUCUUCCAGCAGCUCACACCUGAGCGUGAAGACGAUCAAUUGGCCCUCGCGCUGCUGUACGAGAAAUUUGUGCAAGGUGACAAGUCGAAAUGGGCCAAACAUAUCGAGCUGUUACCUAAAACAUACCACAAUGCACUCUACUUUGAGCAGGAAGAGAUCAAGGCGCUGGAAGGCAGCAACUUGUUCUUCAUUGCUCAGCAGAUGGAGAAGAAAGUGGCUGCGGAUUAUACCAGUUUGAAAGAAACGGUGCUUCUCGAACUCUUUGAAAAUAUCACGGAGGGAAUUACCGUUGAUUUAUUCGAUGAUUUCUUCUCCUUGGACAACUACAAGUGGGCGUUGUCAACGAUCUGGAGUCGCUUCGUAUCACUACGGCUGGAUGAGGCGCCUUCGAGUAAGGAUAGCAGUAGUUCUGUUCCGGUAGCUAAGCAGUCGUUCAAGGCGAUGGUUCCGGUGUUCGACAUGUUAAACCACGACCCAGAAGCCGAGAUGUCCCACUUCUUUGACAUGGAUACUCAGCUCUUUAAGCUCGUGAGUCAUCAGCAUUGGAAUGCUGGCACACAGAUGUUCAUCAACUACGGACCGCUAUCGAACCAUAAGCUGCUGUUGUUGUAUGGCUUCGUUAUCAUCGGAAACCCGUUCGAUGCUGUGGAAAUGUGGCUCCCGAUGGACGAAGCGUCCACAAAGUUUUACCUCGAGAAGGAACAAUUCCUCCUGAUUAACGGGUUGGAUCACGCUACCAACCCGUUUGAGCUUGUGGCAGAAGAGACCAAUGAUCUGCUUCUUAUGGCUACACGGAUACAGGAGAUCGACUGCGAGACAGUUGAGGAGUUUGAAAUACUAGCGAACAAGGCGUUGGAUGGAGAAAUGGUGAGUCUGGAAAACGAGCAAGAAGCACUCACGCGUCUGAUCUACACUCUGGAGAAGAUGCUGGAGACUUUCCCGACCUCGAUCGAGGAGGACGAUGAGCUGCUGGAGUCCUGGGAAGACGACUUGGUGCAGCACGGAGAUGAGCAGAGCGACACUUUGAAUCACGAGCGGAUGGCUGUUGCUGUUCGUCGGUCAGAUAAGUACAUUCUCACUGAAAACAUCAGCAUGCUGAAGUGGAAGCUAUUGGACAUUCUGCCACAGAAUUAGAGUGGUUAGCAUUCAAUUUAACGAAAUACAGUCAUCAACAUCGUCUCUAUGAAUCACUGUUAUCCCCCCCCGG